This is a messenger RNA of Strigops habroptila (Kakapo), 2043 nucleotides long. RefSeq names its product major facilitator superfamily domain containing 12 (gene MFSD12). Gene Ontology annotation, molecular function: symporter activity. The transcript is spliced from 10 exons. NCBI's taxonomy places the organism in Eukaryota, Metazoa, Chordata, Aves, Psittaciformes, Psittacidae. Gene Ontology annotation, cellular component: membrane. Bases 25 to 1533 code for a protein of 502 amino acids. Gene Ontology annotation, biological process: carbohydrate transport. The record is from RefSeq and is a predicted model, not a curated record.
CCGCCUGUCCCAGCCCGGCCCGGCAUGGCGGAGCGGGAGCUGCCGCUGCCGGUGCCGGUGCGGGCAGCGGAGGCGCUGCCGCUGCGGGCGCGGUUGAGCUUCGCGGCCGGGCACUUCCAGAACGACGCCUGUGCCGCGCUGUGGUUCACGUACCUGCUGCUGUUCCUGCACAGCGCGCUCGGCUUCGGGCACCGCGCCGCGGGCGCGCUGCUGCUGGCGGGGCAGCUCGCGGACGGGCUCUGCACGCCGCUGCUCGGCUACGAGACCGACCGCUCCGCCGGCUGCGGCCGCUACGGCAGGAGGAAGUCCUGGCACCUCGCCGGCACCACAUGUGUCCUUGUGUCCUUCCCCUUCAUCUUCAACCCCUGCCUGGCCUGCAAGGAGAACACACCACAGUGGGCAGCCUUCAUCUACUACCUCCCCUUCAUCAUCAUCUUCCAGUUCGGCUGGGCAGCCACACAGGUCUCCCACCUCUCCCUCAUCCCCGAGCUGGUGACCAGUGACCAUGAGAAGGUGGAGCUCACAGCUUUCCGGUAUGCCUUCACCGUCAUGGCCAAUAUCACUGUCUAUGGCCUGGCCUGGCUCCUGCUGAACUUCCAGGUGGACCAGCCUGACCGCAUAGAGCACUUAGGCCCCCAGGAUGUACCUGUAUUCCGGAACCUGUCCCUCAUUGUGGUGGGGCUGGGGGCCUUGUUCUCCCUCAUCUUCCACCUGGGGACCAAAGAGAAGCCGUACCUGCGGGGCUCAUCAGCCCAGCCAGAGGAGAGCACCCCCCUGCUGCAGAAGGAGCCCAUGAGCCCCCCGCGUCCGCUGCUGAUCUGGAGGGACUGGCUGUGGGAACCUGCCUUCUAUCAGGUCGCGGUGCUCUACAUGGCCACGCGGCUCAUUGUCAACCUGUCCCAGGCCUACAUUGCCAUGUACCUGACCAACUCGCUGAUGCUGCCCAAGAAGUACAUCGCCACCAUCCCCCUGGUGAUGUAUGUCAGUGGCUUCCUCUCCUCCUUCCUCAUGAAGCCUGUGAAUAAGUGGUUGGGUCGAAAUCUGACCUACUUCGUGGGCAUUCUGGUGAUCCUCACCUUCGCCUCCUGGGUGACCCUGGUCAAGCAGAUGGGAGCAGAGAUCUACGGGGCGGCCGUGCUGCUUGGGGCUGGCUCUGCCACCAUCCUGGUCACCUCCCUCUCCAUGACAGCGGAUCUCAUCGGCGCUAACACGCGCAGCAGCGCGUUCGUCUACGGCGCCAUGAGCUUCACGGACAAGAUGGCCAACGGCCUGGCCGUGAUGGCGAUCCAGAACCUGCACCCGUGCCCGACCGAGCUCUGCUGCUCUGAGUGUGCCAGCUUCUACCACUGGGUGAUGGUGGGGGUCACCGGAGGCAUUGCCGUCGCCGCCAUUGCCUGUCUGUGCUGCAUCAUGGUGUGGCCAAUCCACAUCCGCUACCAUGCCGUCUGCCUGCGGGGGCUGAGCAGCGCGGGGCCCCCCUGCGCCGGGACCGAGAGCGCGGAGGGAAGGGGCCGGAGCACCAGCAUCAACUGAGCCGGGGCCGAGCCCCUGCACCAUGAGCUCUGCUGGGGGGGACCGCGCUGCGCCGGGCCCCUCGGGGCUGCCCCCGGCCCCGCCUCGUGUCCGUGCACCGGACUCGUGUGUCCCCCCCCACCCGGCCGGGCACCCCUGAAGGAGCCGCGUGUGCUGGCACAGCCCGGGGCCGCGCCGCGGUGUCAGCCCUUUAUGCGGCCGCUGCGGACGGAGGCGUUUCGGGAGGGAGGAGAGGGGACAGUUAAAACCACAAACACAGCCGAGCACCCGGACCGUGACUGCGCCCUCGGGGCAGGACCCUGCGGGGUGCCCCGCGGCUGGGGGGGAUCUGCGCCGUGCACAGGGGGCUCCGGGGCCGGGCUCGGGGGGGUCUCCCCGUUGCCCUGUGUCCCCCCCCACCCCUCGGCAGCAGCCGCGGCACCGGCAGGGGAGGAGCAGCGGCACCGCAAGAUGGCCACCCUCAACAACCAUGGCGGCAGCGCCCGCAAACAAAAUGGCUGACGAGGAGGA